Molecule: messenger RNA, 180 nt
Organism: Meloidogyne enterolobii
Lineage: Eukaryota; Metazoa; Nematoda; Chromadorea; Rhabditida; Meloidogynidae
Source: the annotation of a GenBank genome assembly
AUGUUUACAAUUGUUUCCGUAACCAUUGGAUGUUAUUUAAUGUCUGCAGCUGUUCGUUUAGUAAUUCUUCCACCUUUCCAUUUGGGGGAAAUUAAUGUUUGGAUAAUUGAAUUGGCUUUUGGAACUUUAUUGAAUUUAGGGGUUGCUUUAAAUGCUGUUGUUCUUUAUAUCUGCAGGUAA